Messenger RNA from Hibiscus syriacus, 471 nucleotides. Its product is annotated as probable protein phosphatase 2C 59. Lineage: Eukaryota; Viridiplantae; Streptophyta; Magnoliopsida; Malvales; Malvaceae. The coding region runs from base 3 to 260 and encodes 85 amino acids. Gene Ontology annotation, biological process: protein dephosphorylation. Gene Ontology annotation, molecular function: protein serine/threonine phosphatase activity. The transcript has 4 exons. The record is from RefSeq and is a predicted model, not a curated record. Gene Ontology annotation, cellular component: cytosol; nucleus.
CUAUGUCUCGUGAUCACGAACCCGAUCAAAGUGAUGAGCGACAACGGAUUGAGAAUGCAGGAGGAUUUGUCAUAUGGGCUGGAACUUGGAGAGUGGGAGGUGUUCUUACAGUUUCUCUUGCAUUUGGUGACAUGCACUUAAAGCAGUAUGUUCUUGCUGAUCCGAAAAUUCAGGAGGAAAAAAUUGACAGCUCUCUUGAGUUCCUUAUACUUGGAAGUGAUGGACUGUGGGAUGUUGUAUCGAAUGAGGAGGCGGUGUAAAUUGUAAAGCCAAUACAGGAUCCUGAGUAAGCAGCAAAGCAGUUGAUGCAAGAGGCAUCCCAGAGGGGUAGCUCAGAUAACAUCACUUGUGAUGUGGUCCGUUUCUUGGUCAAUCAAGGACGUCCUUCUUGCAAUCCUUCUGUCAACCAAAGAGGUUCUCCCCAAUCUCCUUGCAAUGUUUCUGCCAUUCAAGACGGUUCUUCUUGCAAUG